UUAAGAACAAAGUGACGUAAAACCCCAAAAGCUCUUUCUUAAAACUGAAUCAAAGUAACAAAUAUUUAUGUUUCCUCAUUCCGAAGCUCUCUCUUACUUGGAUAAGUCUCACAUAUGAGACUCAUACCCAUUUAUAAUAAAACGUAGAAGUACACUCUAGGAAAAGUGAAUAAGAUUAACAUAAAUACUGUAUUUUCGUAAAUCAGGAUAUAGAGAGAAUUCAUAUCACGCACAAGAUUAUCUGAAAAUCUUUGGUUCCUAUCAUGAGGACUAACAUGUAGCUAGCAAGUCUAUUUGGAAAUCAUGAGUUUAAGUAGGAAUAUACAACAAUUUUUUUUUUCUCAAGUCUUUGGUUUAAGUAAUAGAAAGUCUGGAUUCUUUUGGUCAGAAUAAAUAAAUUUCUGAUUUGUUUUGUCCAGGUUGACGUUGUCAUGGAAAUCCUUUCCAAGUUGGUGAGUAGGCAGAUCUGGAGACUGCCAAAAUUGUGGCCUGGCUUCUUGAAAUGUGUGUCUCAGACACAACCACAUUCUUUCCCCGUCUUGUUGGAGUUACCAAUGCCUCAACUCGAAAGUAUCAUGAAGAAGUUUCCUGAUCUAAGACCUUCUCUUAUUGCUUAUGCGAAUCAGCCAACUAUCAGAGCUUCUCUACCAAACUCUUUCAGUUCUUGGGCUUGAAAAUGGGCAAGAUUCACGUUCACAAAUGCACCCUUCAGAUGCAGCUUCAUCUAUUCAUGCGGCAGCCUUAACGUGACCCACACACCUAUCGACAAAGUUGAAGUGUUUGAAGGAGACAAAUCACAGAUACUGAAAGCUUCUUGUCGAUUGGCUCGAGACUGGCUACCACAC
Molecule: messenger RNA, 845 nt
Organism: Brassica napus (rape)
Lineage: Eukaryota; Viridiplantae; Streptophyta; Magnoliopsida; Brassicales; Brassicaceae
Product: symplekin-like
Exons: 4
Coding region: 432-674 (80 amino acids)
Source: RefSeq, a predicted model, not a curated record